GGAGAGUGCGCUCGUGCAUCCUGGGAGUCGUAGGCAACGGGGAUUGUGGGAAAUGUAGUUUAGCGACUCCACUCUGCUUGCCAUUCCUGUAAUGGCUGCUUCUUGGAAGGCUUUGUCACGUGGAACCUCUUAGCCUCAGCGUUCCGGAGCUCCAGGAAGGGAGUAUUUAAAGUCAGAAUUAUACAUAUAUUGUUUCUUUGUUUCUAGAAACUUUCAGCACCCAAGAUCCAGCCACCUCAAGGUCCCAACAUCAUGACCUCAGUCUCAGCGCAAUUGUUCUUAGUCCUCAUUUCGCUGCUUUUGGUGCUGCCUAUUGUUGAAGCAGUAGAAGCCGGAGAUGCAGUCGCUCUCUUAUUAGGUGUGGUUCUCAGCAUUACAGGCAUUUGUGCUUGUUUGGGGGUAUAUGCACGAAAGAGAAAUGGACAGAUGUGACUUUAAAGGGCCUCCUGAAUCAAACCUUGCCCUGAAAACAUUUGUGCAAUUUAGGUUAAAAACUGAGCUUUGGUGUCUGAAAGUUCCCAAGAAACAGUUAAUAAGGUAAUUUUACAUUCAUAGUUAUUUCCCUAUCAAUGGGAAUAAAUUGCUGUCAACUGGAAUAAAAAUGCUUUUUUUCCACAACAAAUAAUGCACUGAAAAAUGCAUUCUACAAUUUGUAUUUUCUAAUUAGAGGGUCAAAGAAGUAAGAUGGCUGAAAUUUGCAUAAGUAAUAUUUCAUAGUCCCAGAAUUAUCAAAGCACAUGAAAUUUUAAGGAGACUCAUGCCCAGAAUCCUAGGAAGUUGCCACCGUUCAGUUGUAAUCACUGCUUCCUGCAUUGCUGAGGAGUCUUUUCUCUAUUUUUAUUAAUUUUUGUUUUGUUAUCCCCAAGUUAAUAUUGUACUUAGAUAGUAAAUACAGUCAGAACUUAAAACUUUUAUUUUUUGGUGGGGGAGGAAGGUUAGAAAAAUGUAUUCAAUAUAUUCAACCCUGAAAUAGAGAAAAGAUUUAAUGGAAAAAAAUACUUUAUAUUGACAUUGAAAUGGAGAAAGAGAUUUAAUGUUUUAAAAAGCCAUUAUAUUAACUGAGUAACACCCCUACGGUGAGAAAUACUAUAUUAAAUAUAAACCCAUAUGUUGUCAUUUUA
Molecule: messenger RNA, 1121 nt
Organism: Pteropus alecto (black flying fox)
Lineage: Eukaryota; Metazoa; Chordata; Mammalia; Chiroptera; Pteropodidae
Gene: SMIM30
Product: small integral membrane protein 30
Exons: 3
Coding region: 253-432 (59 amino acids)
Source: RefSeq, a predicted model, not a curated record